GACAGUGCAAAUAUGGCGGCAGGUGAUGAGAACAUUUACAAAAACUUCCCGAUGAAUAGUCCCUUCAGAAAUGCCAUUCCACUGUCAAACCUUCUUCCAUACGUCAAGGAAAAUCUGGCAAACCAUGACAGCUUUGCCAAAGAAUUUAAGGAAAUACCUUAUGGAAUGAAAAAAACAUCUAAUGUUGCCAACAAAUCAUAUAACCGUGAAAAGAACAGAUAUAAGGACAUGCAUGCAUAUGAUGAAACACGUGUUAUGCUGAAAACACUACCAAAGGAACGAGGAUCGGAUUAUAUCAACGCGAGUUUUAUCAAG
This is a messenger RNA of Ruditapes philippinarum (Manila clam), 315 nucleotides long. Its product is annotated as receptor-type tyrosine-protein phosphatase epsilon-like. Lineage: Eukaryota; Metazoa; Mollusca; Bivalvia; Venerida; Veneridae. The record is from RefSeq and is a predicted model, not a curated record. The transcript is spliced from 3 exons. The annotation marks the transcript as partial. Gene Ontology annotation, biological process: protein dephosphorylation. Gene Ontology annotation, molecular function: protein tyrosine phosphatase activity.